ACAUUAGACACUCCAUUGUUUCAUACACAACUCAAAAAUGGAGAGCAAAGUGGCAGGGUACUGCGCAGUUGCCGCCGUUCUGGGAAUAAUAGCCGCAACCACUGGUUUUGCGGCUGAGGCCACUAAGGUUAAGGCUUCUGAAGUUUAUAUUGUGCUCGAUACGUGCAUUUAUCCAAGUAGUCCCGCUCUUGCACUUGGAAUCGUAUCAGCAGUGUUCACAAUCAUUACACGAAUUUACAUAAGCGUUACGUUCGGUAGUGGCGGUUGUUGUCGAACUGAUCCUAAUGCAACUCCAAUUUCCAAACUACUAUCUGUUCUCUCAUGGGUAGCAUCGGUUAUAGCAGUGGGUCUAUUGUUGACAGCUGCGGGACUAAAUAAUAGAGAAGGUGGACAGGUUGAUUCAUAUGGUUAUAUAACAUGCUAUGUUGUAAAACCAGGAAUCUUUGCAACAGGAGCUAUUUUAGCUCUUUUAAGUGCAGUUUUUGGUAUUGCUGCUUUUAUUACAUUAACUCCACAACCACAAAUUACCACAAACCCUGCAGUUGCAUACCCCAUGGGUGCAAAUGUUGAUCCAGAGAAAAAUCCAGUGCCUUUCCCUCCUCAACAAUACCCACCACAACAAUAUUAGAAUGGACAGUGGAUAUGCGAUCCAUCUAAAGAUUGGUCACAAUCCAUGAUAAAAGAAAUAUCAAGAUCAAGAUGGUUUUAAAUACGCUUUUAAUUGUUUGUUUGAUGUAGUUUGUUGAACAAGGAUAUUGUUAUUUUGAUUUUUUGUUUUAUUGGACGUGUUCUAAUUUCCAGUUUCUUGCUUGUAUUUUCUCAAUUUGUAUAUGUAUUUUGUAUCAGAAACGAAUAAAAGUGCUAUUGGUAAUUUGGUAUU
This is a messenger RNA of Helianthus annuus (common sunflower), 880 nucleotides long. RefSeq lists its product as uncharacterized. Lineage: Eukaryota; Viridiplantae; Streptophyta; Magnoliopsida; Asterales; Asteraceae. The record is from RefSeq and is a predicted model, not a curated record. Bases 38 to 628 code for a protein of 196 amino acids. The transcript has 3 exons.